GCGACGCCAAACUUUCCUCUUUAUCCUUUCCCGUACAUCUACUCGUUCCCCUUCCUCCCCAAUUAUUGUGUCUUUUCAAUCAUCAAACAUCAACCGCCUUCUCUCUCUAUUGCACUUCAUCAAAGACUUGAUCUCAUCUCAAUUAGUCGCCUUCUCUAAUUCUUAGUAAAUAAUCCCAUGGAAAGAUUCUUCCAUAGUUGGGUUGCUCAAUUAUACAUUUGAAAAGUUGUACCGGUCGCUCGCGCUCGCUUCAUUCCUCGAUCUGUCAAACUAAACAAACAAGCAAUCAAUCCACCAACUCAGUUCUACUUCUACCUCACAGGCUCUAUACAAUCCCACUCACUCAUCCAGAAUUCUUGAGAUAGACUUCUUUCUUUUCUCCAGUCUAAAUUCCCCAGGAAGAUUCCAUGUCGUAAAUUAUAUCUCUCAAUAAUGGGAGCAUGACGAGCAACUGUUUUCUUCAUAAGAAGAGACAGAAGCAAGAAGCAGGCGCGUCAGAUUCAGCGGAAACAGCAACAGAGGGUAGCGAUUGUUGGGUUCGGAGAUAAUUAAAAACUAUAAAGGGUAUGAAAAAUAACAUCAACUCCCCCUCCCCCUUUUUAAUUUCUUUUCUUUUCUUCUCUCCUUUAUUCCCCUUUGCAAAGCCUUUUCCAACACUAUUAUCUGCACAAAAUUUAAGAGCAUGUGUCGUGUAUAUGCGUGUGUGCGCCCUGGUUGAUCACUUUCUGUUGUGGAUUUUCUCCACCCACCCCCGAAUUCCGAUUCUUGCAGCUAUGUAUUUGCAUUUCGGCAUGGGACAAUUGGGUUGGCAGCCAACAGCAGGGUAAAAAAUACAGUGGCCGUACCCUCACCUAUGGAUUACAGCUGAGCAUUCAAGGGUGCGACUUGAACAAUGAAAGUUCUAGUGACCAGUCAAGAUCUAACAAGUAACUCCUAAAUUCCCUUACAAUAGGGACGGAGAGUGAAAGAGGCUUAAAAGAGCGAGAGAGAUUAAAUCUCUCUAAAAUACUCUAACUUUGAAUAUGAAAGCCUAGCAUCAUGUCAGACCGUAGUGGUCUUAAUUGCUGUUAAGCUCUUCAUCAGUCAAUUUAAUGGUCUAUCGAUUAUUCACAGCCAAGAGUUCUUGGGCGUUUCCGGGGGGAGAAGACUGCCUUAUUCCAGCACGUCUGCCAAAGGUUUGGACAAGAGACAAUUAGCGAAUCCAACUACAGCGAAUAUCAUCGAAUCGACUCUAGUUCCUAGACAUCGAGCAACAUGACCACACCCUAUGCAGUUCCGACUUAUAACCACAAGUCUUAACGGUCUUCUUAGAUCUAUUGGCAAGCCAGGCCGUGCAAUGGCUAUAUUUCAUC
Molecule: messenger RNA, 1352 nt
Organism: Annulohypoxylon maeteangense
Lineage: Eukaryota; Fungi; Ascomycota; Sordariomycetes; Xylariales; Hypoxylaceae
Exons: 1
Coding region: 567-827 (86 amino acids)
Source: RefSeq, a predicted model, not a curated record